This is a messenger RNA of Trichosurus vulpecula (common brushtail), 1184 nucleotides long. RefSeq names its product fibrinogen silencer binding protein (gene FSBP). The transcript is spliced from 2 exons. Bases 66 to 962 code for a protein of 298 amino acids. The record is from RefSeq and is a predicted model, not a curated record. NCBI's taxonomy places the organism in Eukaryota, Metazoa, Chordata, Mammalia, Diprotodontia, Phalangeridae.
GAGCUGAGCAGAGCCAGAGACUGCAUGGUGGUUUCAGAAACUGCCUACUUAAUUCGGAAAUAACAAUGGUUGGAAAGGCUAGAUCUUCUAAUUUUACAUUAUCUGAAAAGCUUGAUUUGCUAAAGCUGGUGAAGCCAUAUGUUAAAAUUCUUGAAGAGCACACUAAUAAACACUCAGUAAUAGUGGAAAAGAACAAAUGCUGGGAUAUCAUAGCAGAUAAAUAUAAUGCUGUUGGAGUAGAUCGCCCUCCUCGCACAGCACAAGGCCUGCGUACCCUCUAUAAAAGGCUCAAAGAAUACGCCAAACAGGAGCUCUUGCAGCAAAAGGAGGCUCUGUUAGAUCAUAGGAGCAGUAUUUCUGAGCCAACUAAGAAAGUUGUGGAAAUGAUUCCCCAGAUUUCCAGUGUAUGCCUAGGAAGAGACAAGAACAAUAUACAAAGUGCAAACGUGGAUAAGGAAGCGCAUGCAGGUACCAGUUUGCCACAGGUGAUGUUGGAUCACCAUCCUGUUGCUAUUACAGUGGAGUUGGACCAAGAAGAAGAUAUUAAACCACCUCCUUCAUUAAUUGUAGAUUCUCAACAGAAUGAGACAUUAGAGCAAAGAGAAGAACAUGAAUUGGUCCGUAUUAUGGAAAGAGCUUCACCUUCCCUUUCCUCUGUUGAUACAAGAAUGACAUUAUCACCAUCUUCCCUUCCAAGGAGAGAUGAAUUUUUUAGACAUGAAAGUGGAGAACAUUUUAGACCAUUAUUUGGAUAUGAUCCACAAACAUUGCAAAUGAUGAAAGAGGAACAUCAGAUAAUUUUAGAAAAUCAAAGAAAAUUUGGACUGUAUGUACAAGAAAAGAGGGAUGGAUUAAAGAGAAGGCAGCAGCUUGAAGAAGAGCUUCUAAAAGCAAAAAUCAAAGUGGAGAGGCUGAGAGCAAUACGCCUAAGACGUGAUCUUCCUGAAUACAACAGUCUCUAAAUAUUUAUCUUCUUUGUCUGAAUAAUCAGAAAAUUUCACCUGUGAUUUAUUUAAUUAAGUGGUUUUGACAAAGUCAAUUCCAUAAGGGAAUGUGCUGGAUCAGAAUACAUAUUCUUAAACUACUAGUUUCCUGCUAUCAUAAGACAACUCUUUAGAAAAGUUUUGUAUUUCAGGUCUUUUGAUUGUUUCAUAUGUCUGUAAUACACAUUUUGAAGUUUCCUC